Molecule: messenger RNA, 4178 nt
Organism: Gambusia affinis (western mosquitofish)
Lineage: Eukaryota; Metazoa; Chordata; Actinopteri; Cyprinodontiformes; Poeciliidae
Gene: stxbp1a
Product: syntaxin binding protein 1a
Exons: 19
Coding region: 179-1963 (594 amino acids)
Biological process (GO): vesicle-mediated transport; neurotransmitter secretion; intracellular protein transport
Cellular component (GO): secretory granule; plasma membrane
Molecular function (GO): syntaxin binding
Source: RefSeq, a predicted model, not a curated record
AGCUGGGUUUCCUGAUCACGCAUGUCACGCAGUCCUGGCUGUCGGGUGGAGGAGGGGGGCUGUUGCGGGAAGGAUACGCAGUGACGUUUCCAGCUGGAGACUCGUCCGCUGCGUUGAGAGUCGACCAGAGAGGAGGGAGGAAGCUCAUCGCUCCGUGUGGCAAGCAGUCGGCAGCAUCAUGGCACCUAUCGGAUUAAAGGCGGUGGUCGGAGAAAAGAUUAUGAACGAUGUCAUCAAGAAGGUGAAGAAGAAGGGAGAAUGGAAGGCUCUGAUUGUGGACCAGCUCAGCAUGAGGAUGUUGUCGUCCUGCUGCAAAAUGACGGACAUCAUGACUGAGGGCAUCACCAUUGUGGAGGACAUCAACAAGCGAAGAGAGCCUCUGCCCAGCCUGGAGGCCAUUUACCUGAUCACACCAACAGAGAAGUCAGUCCACACGCUCAUCGCGGAUUUCAAAGACCCUCAUUCAGCUAAAUACAAGGCAGCUCAUGUUUUCUUCACUGACUCCUGUCCUGAUCCGCUCUUCAAUGAACUGGUGAAAAGCCGAACCUCCAAAGUCACCAAGACUCUGACAGAGAUCAACAUCGCCUUCUUGCCCUACGAGUCUCAGGUGUACUCCCUGGACAACCCGGACGCCUUCCACAGCUUCUACAGCCCCCAUAAGGCCCAGCUGAAGAACCCGGUGAUGGAGCGGCUGGCCGAGCAGCUGGCCACGCUCUGCGCCACGCUGAAGGAAUACCCGGCCGUUCGAUACCGAGGGGAGUACAAGGACAACGCCACCUUAGCCCAGCUGGUUCAGGACAAACUGGAUGCCUACAAGGCCGACGACCCCACCAUGGGAGAGGGUCCUGACAAGGCCCGAUCUCAGCUGAUCAUCCUGGACCGAGGCUUCGACCCGGUGUCGCCCGUCCUACACGAGCUCACCUUCCAGGCCAUGGGCUACGACCUGCUGCCCAUCGAGAACGACGUCUACAAAUACGAGACCAGCGGGAUGGGAGACUCCCGGGUGAAGGAGGUCCUGCUGCACGAAGACGAUGACCUGUGGGUGAGCCUGAGACACAAACACAUCGCUGAGGUUUCCCAGGAAGUAACACGUCAGCUGAAGGAGUUUUCCUCCAGCAAGAGGAUGAACACCGGAGAGAAGACCACCAUGAGGGAUUUGUCCCAGAUGCUGAAGAAGAUGCCUCAGUACCAGAAGGAGCUCAGCAAGUACUCCACUCACCUGCAGCUGGCCGAGGACUGCAUGAAGCACUACCAGGGAACCGUGGACAAGCUGUGCCGCGUGGAACAGGAUUUGGCGAUGGGCACCGACGCCGAGGGGGAGAAGAUCAAGGACCCGAUGAGGGCCAUCGUCCCCAUCCUGCUGGACGCCAACGUCAGCACAUACGACAAGAUCCGCAUCAUCCUGCUCUACAUCUUCCUCAAGAACGGUAUUACAGAGGAGAACCUGAACAAGCUGAUCCAACACGCUCAGAUCCCCCCUGAGGACAGUGAGAUAAUCACCAACAUGGCUCACCUCGGCAUCCCCAUCGUCACAGACUCCACUCUUCGCAGAGGAAAGAAGAUGGACAGGAAGGAGCGAGUGAGCGAACAAACCUACCAGCUUUCUCGCUGGACUCCACUGAUCAAGGACAUCAUGGAGGAUGCGAUUGAAGACAAACUGGACACCAAACACUACCCGUACAUCUCCACCCGCUCCUCCGCUUCCUUCAGCACCACUGCAGUCAGUGCUCGAUAUGGACACUGGCACAAGAACAAGACCCCUGGAGAGUACCGCACCGGCCCCCGGCUGAUGGUCUUCAUCAUCGGAGGCGCGUCUUUCAGCGAGAUGCGCUGCGCCUACGAGGUCACGCAGGCUAACGGGAAGUGGGAAGCCGUCAUUGGAUCGACCCACAUCUUCACUCCCACCUGCCUGCUGGAGCAGCUCAAGGCCAUGAACAAACCAGACGAGGAAGUCACGAGCUAAGAACCCUCCUCUUCAUCUCUCCCAGCCAAAUCCAUCACUUAUGUAUGCAUAAUGCCUGGAAAAGAGAAAAACAAAAAAGACGGGAAAAAUAUAUAUCAAAGAAUAAAACUGUUGCAAGUAUUCUUGUUUUACAAUGGAUGCAACUAAUUAAAUUUAUUUAAAAAAGAUGAUAUUUGAAGGCCAGAUAAAAUGCAAUGUACCAAAAUGUCCUAUUGUAUGCUAACAUUAUGCUAGGAUGUGUAAACAGUUUUUUCCUCUAGCGUUCCUCCGCCCUGUGAGUUUUACUGUUGGCAGAUCGAAGGGGGAUGUGCAAUUUGAGACGACAUUUUGUAAAAUAUAUCAUGCAAUAUAAAUGUAUUCACUUAUUUCAGCAGAGAGGAGCGCCAUCCGCCCAUCUGAGAUGUUUGUAUUCAGUAGCAUGCUUGGACUCGUGUGGACUGUUCCGUGUUUUUGUGUCGAGUGUUUUGAGUGCAGAGGAGUUAGCGAUUAGCUUACUUUCUUGGGGUUGAAUACGACGCCAAAAACUUCUGAGUGUCAAACUUUUUAAAAACAUGCUUGGUAACUAAAAAUACACCUUCCUCCUGCUCUCAACUCAUCUCCAGAUUUAAUUAAAUAUUACUUUCUUUCAAGAUUUUAUGCUAAUAAGCUGUUAGCUACCCAAGCUAAUGGCUAAAAUCAACCAGUCAGCCAUUUUGUUUACAAAAUGCAACACGUGCACAAAAGUAAACUAUAGCAAGUGCAAAAAUAAGUCCUAAAUACCGUACGUUGGUAAUCAGUUUGUUUACAACAGUAGCUUCUUAGCAUGUAGCUGCCAAUAAAAAUGCUAAUUAGCCGUUAGCGAAGAAAUCUGAUCAGGCAAAUCUAAAUUUUUCACCCAAUUUUGUUUUGAAAGUGUCUUUAAAGUUGUGUGUUCAUUCUACAUUAAUCCACAAAAAAUGUUUUACAAUUAACUUUCUGCCAAAAUUUAAUUGGCCUGAGCUAAUAGCUCAUUAGCUUGAGCUAAUUGGCUAAACUUUUUCCUUUUAACCAUUUCAAAAUAAAUUUUACGUCACCACAUUUAAGCUUUGCUUGUCUGCUAGCUACAGUGAAACAAGAAGACUAAGCUAGCCAGUUAGGCUAAACAUUUUUAUCCUUCUGUUACUGUAUAUUCUUGUAAAAAAAUUUCUGUUUUGAAAAUCUGAAUACAUAUCAUUUGUUUAAAAAGAAACAUUUUUAACCAACAAACAUCUCAGCAGUUUUUCCCCAGUUGAAUUUGCUAACUAGCUGUUUGCUAACCAAGCUAAUAAGCUAAUCUACCAAACCUGUUUGUUUUUCUGUAGUAAAAACGUUACUGAAAAUGUUAAGCACACGACAGGCACCAACAGAGAGAACAAUGUUACAGAGAUUUUUACGUUCUUCUUGUUUGUGCCGGCUUGUUUGACUCUCAACAAAUCUAAAGUUCUUGGUUUCGGUAUUCACCCAAUAAGCUCAGUUAGGAAGAAGAAUAAAAAAAUAUUAAAUGGAAGCUAAAACCUUCACCCCUCCUCACUGUAACUUCCUGCACCAACCUUUUUUCCACUCAAACAGAAGAGUUAUUGUUAAAAAAGGCUGUUGCUUGCUGAUAUUAAUGAUUAAUCCUAAACGAGGCCCGGCUGUGUUUCAGUAUUGUAUCCUGUCAGAUUAUUAGUACUAAUCGGGCCUUGCACUGAGUAAGUAGUGUCGUGUAUCUGCCAUUCGUUGCUGUUUAAGCGUCUUACUGUUGAAUUGUGAUUUAUUUUAAAGCAGUGCAGUAGUGAAACCUUUUCUGUGAAGCCGCUGUGUUUGUGACGUUUUAGCUGUAGAUGUUAAACCAGGUAAAAUAUUUACUACUAUACUUUGUUUUUCCCUCUGGUGCAACGUAACUCCGUCCCUGAAGUUGAAUGGCUUUGCAAUGAUAAAACUAAACCUGCGUGAUAUCGCCUCCCUUCUGUAGGCCAAACAAGUCGUAUUUUGCACUAUACUGAGUUUUCUGUGAUGCAAAUGCUUGAGUUUUUUUUAUAUAUAUAUAUAAUUAUAAUUUAGGCUUUAUUUGCCCAAUCACUGCAUUUAUUUAAAAGUUAUUCAUCAGAGAAAAAUACCAGUGUGUCUGUAUGUUUGCGAGUGUGUAAGCACAAACAGUACAUCCAUGUGUACUGACAUGUACUAAAGCUGUCUAAUAAAUUGGCUUCCAUUGCGUUUCGCCGUCUUUCACACCUCA